GUUAAUGACAAACAGUCAGCACAACACAUUAAAUUUUAAGUCUUUGGCGCAAUCACAGAAGUAGGUACCUACAAUGGAGGGUAGCAAUGUCGUGGACUGCGGCGUCGGCAGCUGCGUGUGCGGCCACCGGCCGACGCUGGGCGUGCUCAAGGACGUGCAGAAGGCGUACGAGGACCGGAUGGACAUGAUCACCAGGUCUGGCGGCGCCAAUAAGUUACAGAUGCAGGUGGAAGUUCUGCAGUCUUGGGUCAGCGACCUGGUAAGCCAGAACACGCUCCUCUCGCGCACUGUCGAAGAUUUGGAGACAGAGGUCACGUCUCGUCUACUGCUGGAGCGACGCAAACAUUCCGAGAAAGAGAAGAAUAAAAAGAUAGGCGGGAAGGUCAACGAGAUGAAGAUGCUGACUGAAUCGCUCAAGUUAGAAAAUGCCAGUAAAGACAGGGAGAUAAGAAGAUUAAAUAAAGACGUACAACAAUAUGAGCAGACAAUAAUGACACUUAGAAAGGACUUAUCGAGCAGCACAUACCAUACACCGGAUGUCUCAAAAAAGGAUGCUGAGGUCAUGGCCGAUAUCUGCUGUUCGGGCACGAAAGAGUGUCGCGACUCGGAGCCGGUCAAAGAAUACGGCGCUCUAGUGCGCAAUGGCUCAGAGGUCUACCGGGAGCCGCAGUAUCAGAUGAACAUGAGCAUCAAGCCCAGCAACGAAAAUGUCCGCUCGCUACGUCAAGUGAACGUGGCUCUAAGAGAGGAAGUCCAAGCGAUGCAGCGAGUGUGCGCAGCCCUGGACGAGCAAUGCCACGUGGCAGCACUGCGAACGCAGUUCAAGGACGAGAUCAUUCAUGAGAUGAGACAACAACUGAGGAAGGCUAAAGCUAAACUAAAAGAAGUAAACGAGUCGAAUAGCGUUAAACUCCAAAAAGAAAGAGAUAACGAGAACGAGCGUAAAGCAUCGGGAUCCUUUGAAUCCCUCACCAUAUCCUGCGUGCAGCAACAGCCAAGGAGGAAGCGUAGAGUGCGCCCUGAAAUUGACAUGACCAGUAUUCUUGGAUUGGUAACUUCUACACCAAAUUUGAGUCAAGAACGGAUGCUAUUGGACGAAAGCGAAGUGUCCAUUGUGGAACAACCGCCUUCGCCGCCACUUCUCUUAACGGAUAGCUCGAUAAAUGAAACUAACCAUGAGUGUAAAUCUCGUUCAAUAUCACAUCAUCGGACAAAUAGAGAAACUCAAAAUAUUAAUAAACUUCUUGAUAAAGGAAUAGAAAAUAAAACAGAGAAAGAUAAUAGAAGGAAACUCAUGAGUAAAGUUAAAGAAAGUGAUAAUGCUAGUAGUAAAUCAAUUCUUAUAUUAAUUGAAGCAGAAGAAUGCGAUUGUGAUGAAAUUAAAGUGCAAAAUUUAACUUCAACACGUCGUAAUACAGAAGCGUCGAUUGAAAAUAUAUCUGAUAAAGAAAAAAAAUGCCUUGAGAAAAUCGGAUCAAAGUCUAAUACAGAAGCAUUGUCAGCUGAUGGAAUAUCAAAUCUUAAUAGGAGUGGACCGAGGGCAGCAAAAUUUCGUCCGGUCUCACUUGCGCAGUUGAUGGCAAGGCAACCCUUGGAUAAUAAUGAAAGCGGUUUCGAAAAAAAAGAAAUGAGAAAAAAUUUCACAGUUGAGAAGAAAUUAAAGGAAAUCAAGCGUUUUAAUGAUACCUACACGAGCACCAGUCCUAGACUUAAUUCCAUCCAGAGUUCGGAGUUCGUCGCUCCACCUAAGGGAAGAGCGCCCGAGAGGCCGUUUUGCGGGACACGGUCUCCACUCCAGGACCUUUCGACUCCCCAAGAAAGCUUAGGAGCGCUCAGUGCGGCGGACAGCAGUGCGAGCGAAGCGGCGCGGGCGCACUCGCUCGAGAACAAACUACACUCCACUAUGCAGAUAUUGAAGAAUAAGGAGGAGACAGUGCGAGUGCAGGCGGAGAGCCUCGCGCUAGCGGAAGCGCGAAUCGCGGCGCUCACGGCCAAGGCGCAGCAAACGCACAAACUGCACCAGGCGCAACAAACUCCUUUGUACAGUACUCGCAGCGCUUCCGCGGGCCGCCACGUCGAGGUGACCGAUGUAUCUUCCGCCGCCGACUUGCAGGACGUGGACGACAAAAUCGUGAUGACCCUGCGAGACAAUUUGUCUGUGAUAGAAGAACUGUAUCGAGAAUGUUUUUACGAAUCGGCAAAACAAGAGGAGCUCAUAACAAUGCUGCGACGGUCCUACCUGGACAUGCGUCUGGUGGAGCGCCAGAAGGUGGAACAGAUCGGCCGCCUACAACAUGUCGUGCACUCGCAGCGGUGUUCUCUCGCACGGUGUCAGGAUAUUGCUACGGAAGUGGAGAGUUUGAAAAUGGAAAUAACGAAUUUUUUGAACAGUUCGCAAAGCACUGACUCGGGCGUGUGGGAGCGCGAGGAGUGCGCGGGCGACGCGGCCGACGACCUGCGCGGAAUCGCCGACCAGCUGCGGCGGCUGAGGGACAUGCUCAAUACAGACUGCACCUGUGGAUUGGAAGAAGAGAAUAUGAAGCUCAAGAGAAUCAACGAUACAAUGGAGAUUAAAAUAGGUGAGCUGCGCCAAAGGAUUAAUGACUUGGAAGAAGAUUUAGAAAACAAGGAGAACAUAGACCAGCGAUACCAAGCGCAAAUUCAAGACAAGGAACAUGAGCUCCAACAAGUACGGGUCCAACUGCUGGCGCUAGAAGAAGGGUCGCGAGAGCAGCGCGGCGCGUGUGACGCGCUCAACUGCAAGCUGAAGCAGAUGGAAGUUCUUCUGAGAGACAAGUCUUCGGAGUUGUCGACCGUGCAGCAACAGUGCGAAGCGCAAGAAGUUACCAUCAAAGAGCUCCGCGAAGAAAUCAAUAGAGUGGAUUUGGUGGCUCAAGAACGCGGCCAGGUGCGCGGCGAGGUGGCGAGCCUGUCCGCGCGGGUGGCGCGGUGGCGCGGCCAGCUGGCGGGCUCGCGGCGCCGGCUGCGCGCGCUCGGGGCCGAGCUGCAGCGCGCGCGGGAGCAGUGCCGACACCUCGCCGCGCAUUGCAGGGAGAAGACUCAGGUGGCUGCAGAGUUGCAGAGUCAAUUGGAGGAGGCGCAAAGCCGCGGCGCCGAGCUGUGCGGAGACGCGCGGCGAGCCGUCUGCGGCGUGAGGCACUGGCUUCGGAAGCAGAGAAAGAAGAAUACGGAGCUAGAAGAAAAAAUUAAACAGCAGGAGAUAAUAAUACAAACAUUACAACAACAAGGCGCGACUCAGUGCGCUGAUCGCACCAUCACCAGAGAAGUCGAACCUUGUUGCUCUCGGUACCUGCCGCGCGUGGGAUCGAAACGCAGCGAGCGCAGUCUCGCGAGCGCGAGGAAGACGGGCUGUUCCAAGUGUGCUUCCAAUAGAGUGGACGCUAAGACGAGUGGGAGCGAGAUAGCAAGCAGUUCCGCGCCCCCCACGCCGCCGAGACGGUUGUUGAGGAAGAAACCUUUCUGUGAAGAUACCCACUGCCAAUGGCCGGCUACGCACGAGUGCUCCGCGCAACGGCCCUCGAGCAGCGACGUUAGCGUAAACGCUCGCCUUUCGCACGACCUGCUGACUUCCUACACGGCUACGCCCACCCGAGCGAUGUUGCAGCCCGACGAGCUGCUGGAGCGGGUGGAGCGCGCGCACGAGGCGCUGGCGGACGCGCACCGGCGCUGGGCGCGCGGCCGGGCGCGCGGGCCAGGGGGGGCGGCUGAUAGCUUCUAGAUCUUUCCACUAGCUUUAGAACAAGAUAUGCUCGAGGAGUUGUACACUCUUAUAGUGCGUCUGCUACAUGAAUAAGGAUCGGCCCUGAGAUACUAUAGAAAUAUUAAAUUCCAGGGAUCAAGUAGUCAGGGUGAAGUAUAAUGUAAGCAUUUGUGAAUGUCAAUACUUGUACAUAUUUAGAUUCUAUUUCAUUUAGUUUUUG
Molecule: messenger RNA, 3941 nt
Organism: Pararge aegeria (speckled wood butterfly)
Lineage: Eukaryota; Metazoa; Arthropoda; Insecta; Lepidoptera; Nymphalidae
Product: GRIP and coiled-coil domain-containing protein 2-like
Exons: 29
Coding region: 74-3739 (1221 amino acids)
Source: RefSeq, a predicted model, not a curated record